AUGAGCGACUUCACACAGGCUUUGUCUGUCUGGAAAGACAUCGAUCUGUCUGAACUGCAAAAGUCGCUGGAUACACAAGGUCUAGAGAUCGUUGACAACCAAAAGGAGAGCGUAGUGGGUCGCAAGUCACUUGCGGACAAGACCAAGGAUUUCAAAAAGCUUCCAGAAGAAGAGAAACCAGAGGCGUUCAAGGGGCUACUAAAAGCGUAUCAGAAUGAGAUAGAUGCCCUUACUAAACGAUGCAAAUCUUCGGAUAAUGCGUUUCUUGGGGUCUACAAACUCUUGGCUGAGGCGCCAGACCCCUAUCCCCUUCUUAAUUCUGUGGUAGACAUGAUGGUUAAAGUGUCCGAUGCUGAAGAGAGGCAGGCCGAACUCAAAAACCUUCGAGAAGAAAAUGCCGAGCUCAAAAGACAGGUCACAGACCUAGCCGACGCAAAGAAGAAGGCAGAUACUCUCGAGGAGAAGAUGGAUACCAUGAUCCAAAGUCGAAUUUCGCAAAAAGAGGCUGAACUGAAUGCAACUUACGAUGAGAAAUUGAAAAACUACGAAGAUCGUGAACAAGACUUACAACGACAGCUGGAUCUUACGAGAAGUCAGUUGAAGGACCUACGCGCAUCGCAUGAUACCAGCCAGGCUAAACUAUUGGACCACUCCCAGCGCCAGGAUCAAGAGGUAGACGCUAAGCUCGCUGAGAUGGAUCUGAUAUCUGCAGAUUUGGAAAGAGCAAAUAGUCGUGUUGCAGCCGUUGAGCGUCGAAACGAGAUCCUACGUGCAGAAAUAGAAAAUCUCAGAACAGGCAGCGACUCUGUACAGCGUACUCAGGCACUUGAAGCGCAGCUUGCUGAAUCGGACGCCGAGGCACAACGUUUAAGGCUGGCGUUCGAGGAACUCAAGAAAUCGACAUCUGAAACUAUCGUAGCUGCUGAAAAGAAGAUUGCGGAGCUCGAAAAAGAAGGAAGGAUCAAGGGAACCGAGACCGAUAAUCUAAAGAAUCGACUCAAGCAAUACGCAGAUUACGACGAGAUAAAACGUGAGCUGGGGAUCAUGAAGUUUGUUGAAUUUGGCCAAGACGACGAUGACGAAGCUCCAAUGCCUGAUCCAAAUGCGGAUAAGGCAAACCUACAACAAGGUCAAACGCUUGAGGGCUUACUCAUGGCAAAGAACCGAAAAUUGCUUGAAGAGCUUACCAAAAUCAGGGUCGCUCACUCGGAGCUCGAAUUGUCACUUCAAGCUGUCUCAGAAGAGGUCAUCCAUACUAGGACAGAGCUAGAGAAGCAAACAUCUCUCAACGAGAGAUUGGAGAACGACCUCCUGCAGAUUAAUCAGCGCGCUUCAAAUGGCCCCGUUGAAAAGGAAGAAACAAUCCCCAGUGGCCAGGAAGGUCUUUCUGGAUUAAACUUGGGCCGAAAAUCUACCAACCUAGAGCACAGCGCAACACCUCAGCCAGAUAACUCAAUUCUUCCCAUUGUAACCAGUCAGAGAGAUCGCUUCCGUCAGCGUAAUGCCGAGCUUGAAGAGGAAUUGCGAAAGCAGUUCGAGAGCAUCACAGAGCUUCGCAAUGAAAUCAAAACCCUGCAGUCGGACAACAUGAAGCUUUACGAGAAAGUACGCUACAUGCAGAGUUAUCGCGACGAAGGAAGCGCGAGUUGGUCAAGUGUGACGGCGCAGGCGAACACUGAUCUAGGGAAGUACAGAACCAUGUACGAAGACUCACUGAACCCGUUCCAAGCUUUCCGAGGACAGGAAGCAGCUCGUGCGGCCCAGGACCUAAACGUGAUCGAAAGAACCGUCCUUGUUAUCACGCGACAAGUUCUCGGCAAUAGAAGGGCUAGAACUGCGUUUAUAGUAUAUGCAUUCUUCCUACAUGGCCUUGUCCUAUACACCACAUACGAGUGUGCAGGCUCAUCUCAAAAAUCAGUGCAUGUCCCCUCAGGGAGCGUUCAUAUUUAG
This is a messenger RNA of Rhizoctonia solani, 1950 nucleotides long. RefSeq lists its product as uncharacterized. The record is from RefSeq and is a predicted model, not a curated record. Gene Ontology annotation, cellular component: Golgi membrane. Gene Ontology annotation, biological process: intra-Golgi vesicle-mediated transport. The coding region runs from base 1 to 1950 and encodes 649 amino acids. The transcript is spliced from 16 exons. Lineage: Eukaryota; Fungi; Basidiomycota; Agaricomycetes; Cantharellales; Ceratobasidiaceae.